Molecule: messenger RNA, 2766 nt
Organism: Priceomyces carsonii
Lineage: Eukaryota; Fungi; Ascomycota; Pichiomycetes; Serinales; Debaryomycetaceae
Gene: PMS1
Product: ATP-binding mismatch repair protein
Exons: 1
Coding region: 1-2766 (921 amino acids)
Biological process (GO): mismatch repair
Cellular component (GO): MutLalpha complex
Molecular function (GO): ATP hydrolysis activity; ATP-dependent DNA damage sensor activity; ATP binding
Source: RefSeq, a predicted model, not a curated record
AUGAGUAUAAAAACCAUUGAUAAGGAAGAUGUCCAUCGUAUAACAUCAGGACAGGUGAUUGUUGAUUUAUCCUCUAUUGUGAAGGAGUUGGUGGAGAACGCUCUUGAUGCGGGUAGUCUGAAGAUAGAGAUAACGUUUAAGAAUCAUGGUCUAGAGUCAAUUAUAGUUGAAGACGACGGAUCUGGGGUUGCUAAGGAAGACUUUCCCAAUAUAUGCUUGAAAUAUCAUACCUCAAAGCUAACGAAUUUCGAGGAACUUAACGAGGUCAACACAUUAGGGUUUAGAGGUGAAGCACUAAGCUCAAUCACGUCUAUAGCUAAUGUUGAAAUAAUAACAUGUACCAAAGAUGAUCACCCACGGGCUUCUGAGCUAAGUUUUGAUAGAUUGGGACAUUUAAAAAAAGUAAAGUCAAAGAUUGGAGGACGCAUAGGCACAUCAGUCAUUAUAACCAACAUUUUUCACAAUUUACCUGUGAGAUUAAAAAAUCUAGAAAAGAAUGUUAAUAAGGAAUAUAAUAAGGCAGUCAAGAUUCUUAUGAGUUAUAUGCUUUCCAGCCCACAGGUACGCUUCAUGGUCUACAAUAUUGGAAAAACUAAUAAGAAAACAUUGCAAUUGGCAACAAAAGGAGGUAAAACUUCAACUAUGUUAGAUAACAUGGUUAAUGUAUUUGGAAGUAAUGCCUCAUAUGGAAUAGUUCCAGUUGCUUUUGAGGCAGAUAAUUUGGAGGCAAAAUUUAGACUUUCUGCGGGAGAAUUUCCUAUCAUGAAGAGCUUCACACUUAAAGUUGAAGGCCUAAUUUCAAACUGUUCUUUUGGAUUAGGAAGAUCCUCAGCAGAUCGUCAGUAUUUUUUCAUCAACAAAAGGCCAAUUAUAUCUAAAAAGUUUUCAAAAACUGUGAAUGACGUCUAUAGAGCCUUUAAUCAUGUUCAGUACCCGGUAAUAGUUUUAAAUUUGGAAAUAUCAAAUCAGUUCUUAGAUAUCAAUAUAACUCCCGAUAAGAGAACUAUAUUCAUUCGCAAUGAAGAUGUCAUUGACAAUGUCUUAAGGGAACAGCUCACAGCAUUUUACAAUGAACAAGGUAAUACAAUUCCCAAAAAUAAUGAGAAUAUCAUAUCCAACGAUAAUCAUAAACCUAUUAAUUGUGACAUUAAAAAAACAUCACUUCUGAAAAAAAUGGAGUAUAAAAUUCCUGAGGAAAACAAGAGCCUGGAAAAGGAUGAAACUAUUGGUGAUGAUUACAAGGAUGGUGUUACUUUGAUUACUUUUGCAAAUGAAGCUUUGGAAACCCUUGACAACCGUCCGGUUGAAUCUGAAGAACAAGGUGAGAUCCAUGAUGGGAUGCAGGAGGAUUAUCGUCGUCCUCGAGAGCCUCAGGUGGAUACAAAACCAAGGGAAAAUGAAAGUGAAAAUGAAAAUGAAAAUGAAAAUGAAAAUGAAAAUGAAUGUGAAUGUGAAAGUGAAAAUGAAUGUGAAUGUGAAAGUGAAAAUGAAAGUGAAAGUGAUGGUAACAAUUCUCAAGAAAAACGUGAAAAUCUCAAUGACAGAGUAAAUAAUGAUAUAUCUUCAAAUAUCCUGAAGUAUAGUGAUAAAGAUCAUCGCUGUCUUGCGAAAAUACCAAAUGCCGUUGGCGUCAAUUUAGAUUCAGAAAGUCAUAAUAAAUCACUCAAAAAGAACACAAGAGAUCUUAAUACAAGGCUGCAAAAAACUUUUGAUUCUGAUUCUGCUGAUAUUUCAGAUAGCGAAUCAAAUGACUCUGAGAAAGAGCAAGGGAUGUCUAACAUCGCUGCACAAAAUGAAGAUACAGAAAGCAGUGUCGAUUUGUCAGGCUUCAAAAAUAAUGCAUCUUCGGGUUCUACAAAGCCAUCAAAGCCUAGCGAUGGCAUUCUCAAAAUUACCGUAGGGGACUUGACGUUUGAAGAAAGUACCAUUAAGAGACGAAAGAUUCGGGAUAGUCCAUCAUCCAAGUAUACUACACCCCAUAGAAAUGCAGUCCACAAUCUUUCAAGAGUAGUUUUCAUAGAUAUUGAGCUGGUUGUUGCAUCGGUUUCCAUGACAUCAAGGCAAAAUAAGACAAUGAAGAUCCCCAAUAAAAGACUCGUGAUAGAUCCAAUUGAAAAGACUGAGGAAGCAGAAAAGAAGCUCUCGUAUAUAGUAUCAAAAAAAGACUUUCUUAAUAUGAGAAUUAUUGGUCAAUUCAAUUUGGGCUUCAUAUUGGUCUCACUUAAUUCGUCGAAUAAUAUGUUCAUAAUCGACCAGCAUGCAUCGGACGAGAAGUUUAACUUUGAAAGGUUCACGAGAAAUACUCAGUUCCAGGGUCAGCCACUAGUUUCACCCAAGACAGUUGACCUCAGUGUUAUCGAUGAAAUUACAGUUGCUGAUAACAUAGAUGUAUUUAAGCAAAACGGCUUUAAUGUUACGUUUUGUGAAGAUGCGCAACCAGGAGAGCGUGUAAGGCUCUUGUCUUUACCCAUGCUGAAAGAUGUAAUAUUCGAUGUCAAUGAUUUCCACGAACUAAUACAUCUUAUCAGUUCGUCUCCUUCAAAGUAUAAUGUAAAAUGCUCCAAGAUAAGAACGAUAUUAGCCCUGAGGGCUUGCAGGGGGAGUAUUAUGAUUGGUCAACAUCUUAAUAAAACCACAAUGACUAAAGUAGUGUCUAAUUUGUCUACUCUAGAUAGGCCAUGGAAUUGUCCCCACGGAAGACCGACUAUGCGACAUUUAAUUGAGUUAAAAAAUUACCCUACAUUUGAUGAAGAUUAUAUGAUCUAA